Messenger RNA from Penicillium riverlandense, 1707 nucleotides. Its product is annotated as acyl--CoA ligase. Bases 1 to 1707 code for a protein of 568 amino acids. NCBI's taxonomy places the organism in Eukaryota, Fungi, Ascomycota, Eurotiomycetes, Eurotiales, Aspergillaceae. The record is from RefSeq and is a predicted model, not a curated record. Gene Ontology annotation, molecular function: CoA-ligase activity. Gene Ontology annotation, biological process: secondary metabolic process. The transcript has a single exon.
AUGUCCAGUGCCAUCCAUCGUUCCCCCUUGCCCGAUGUGGCACUUCUCGAUGUUGAUUUGAUUUCGUACCUUUUCUCCAACCCGUACAACGUAUCCCACGACCGCAAGAUCUUUAUAGAUGCAAUCUCUGGACGGUUUCACACCUAUGAUGACGUGCUUCAGCGCACUAGAUCAUUGGCAUCUGGUCUUCGGCAACUCGGAGUUCAGGCAGGCGACACCGUGGCUAUGAUGUGCCCUAACUCUAUCGACUACCCCAUCAUCUGUUACGGCAUAAUUGGGGCUGGCGCAACAGUGUCUCCAUCCAACGCCGCCUAUACCCGCGAGGAGGUCCAUCACCAAUUGCAGACGACCCGAGCCAAGUAUGUAAUUGUUCAUUCAUCUUUGGCGCAAACAGUCAAAGACGCCGCCAAGGGUACCUCAGUUCAAAAUGUCAUUAUCCAAGCAGCCAAUCAUAACCCUUCGGCUAUGGACGGUGUAAUGGUGCCCACAGUUGAGGAUCUGAUGGCUCAGACACCGACGAAAGACCUCGUUACUACUCCAACCGCAUUGCUGGAUGAGCGACCAGCAUUUAUAUGCUUCUCCUCGGGAACGACAGGGCCAGCUAAAGGAGUCAUUACCACUCAUCGGAACAUUGUGUCCAAUCUACAACAAUGGGAUGCACAUAACGCUCGCGGAGGAUCUAAGCUGCCUACCGCUAGUGUCGCAUUCUUGCCUUUCAGCCAUAUCUACGGCAUCAGUUAUUUUGUCUGCGGCGCAAUGAUUCGAGGAAUGACGACUGCUGUUAUGGCGAGAUUUGACCUAGAUGUCUAUCUGACCUGUAUCCAGACUAUUCAACCAGAGGAACUGGCAGUAGUGCCUCCAAUCAUCCUCCUACUUGUGAAAGACCCUCGGGUCGAAAAAUAUGAUCUAAGCAGCGUGAGAAAAAUCCUGUCGGCAGCAGCACCGCUAGGCAAAGAGCUGGCCGAGGCUCUCGAGGCCCGGUUCCGGAAGCUAUACGGGACGACUGUUUAUUGCCAUCAGUCCUGGGGGUUGACGGAAACGAGCCCUCUUGCUACUGGAGUUCCUCCAGAACGGAUGGUCGAUAAAAGACACACUGUGGGCUGCAUCACUCCCAAUAUGCAGUUCCGCUUUAUUGAUCCCGAGACUAUGCAAGACGUGGACAUGACAAUUCAAGACAACGGCCAGCUUCCAUUGGCAGAGAUCCUGUGCCGCGGACCAAAUGUGACAAAGGGAUAUCUUGGAAACGAAUCCGCCACAAAAGAUCUAUUCCAUGUUGACAGCAACGGAGACAAAUGGAUGAGAACCGGCGACAUUGCUACAAUUGAUCAAGAUGGUUACAUCACGAUCCAUGACCGCAUCAAGGAGAUGAUCAAGUACAAGGGCCUCCAGGUCAUUCCCAGCGAGCUGGAGGGCAAAUUACUGGAACACCCUGAUGUUGAUGACUGUGGUGUCACGUCUCGAUAUGUCGAGGACCAAGCGACUGAACUGCCUGUUGCCUUUGUUGUUCUGACCUCGCAAGCCCGGUCACAGCCGCUAAAUGCUGUUGCUACGAACCUGGAUCAGUGGAUCAAUGAGCGUGUAGCAAAUCACAAGCGGUUAAGAGGUGGAAUUCAUUUCAUAGAUGCCAUCCCGAAGAGUCCCAGUGGGAAGAUUCUGAGGAGGAAAUUGAAGGAAUUGGCGCGUAACCGCGCCGCCUCGAAGCUAUGA